Messenger RNA from Elephantulus edwardii (Cape elephant shrew), 975 nucleotides. RefSeq names its product F-box protein 2 (gene FBXO2). The record is from RefSeq and is a predicted model, not a curated record. Gene Ontology annotation, molecular function: ubiquitin protein ligase activity; protein binding. The coding region runs from base 85 to 975 and encodes 296 amino acids. The transcript has 6 exons. NCBI's taxonomy places the organism in Eukaryota, Metazoa, Chordata, Mammalia, Macroscelidea, Macroscelididae. Gene Ontology annotation, biological process: glycoprotein catabolic process; SCF-dependent proteasomal ubiquitin-dependent protein catabolic process. Gene Ontology annotation, cellular component: cytoplasm; SCF ubiquitin ligase complex.
GGGACAGCGCCUGGACUCUGCCGCCGGGAACUCGGCGGUUCCGCAGUGCCCCGGAGCCUCCAUUCGCGACCGCCCUCCGCAGCGAUGGACGGAGACGGUGACCCAGAGAGUGUGGGCCAGCCCGAGGAGGCCAGCCCCGAGGAGCAGACGGAGGAGGCGGGCGCGGAGGAAGCGAGCGCGGAGGAGGACCGGCCGGAGGAGGGAGAAGAGGUGGCGGCCUACCUCGACGAGCUGCCCGAGCCGCUGCUGCUGCGCGUGCUGGCCGAGCUGCCGGCCGCGGAGCUCGUGCAGGCCUGCCGCCUGGUGUGCCUACGCUGGAAGGAGCUGGUGGACGGCGCCCCCCUGUGGUUGCUCAAGUGCCAGCAGGAGGGGCUGGUCGGGGAGGAUGGCGCAGAGGACGAGCGCGACCAGUGGCAGCAGUUCUACUUCCUGAGCAAGCGGCGGCGCAACUUGCUGCGCAACCCGUGCGGGGAAGAGGAUUUGGAGGGCUGGUGUGACGUGGAGCACGGUGGGGACGGCUGGCGGGUGGAGGAGCUGCCUGGCGACUGUGGGGCGGAAUUCACCCAGGAUGAGAGCGUCAACAAGUUCUUCGCCUCCUCCUUUGAGUGGUGUCGCAAAGCACAGGUCAUCGACCUGCACGCUGAGGGCUACUGGGAGGAGCUGCUGGACACGACUCAGCCGGCCAUCGUGGUGAAGGACUGGUACUCCGGCCGCAGCGACGCCGGCUGCGUGUACGAGCUCACGGUGAAGCUUCUGUCGGAGCACGAGGACGUGCUGGCCGAGUUCAGUAGCGGGCAGGUGGCUGUGCCUCCGGAUGCUGAGGAAGGGGGCUGGACUGAGAUCUCCCACACUUUCACCGACUAUGGGCCCGGCGUCCGGUUCGUCCGCUUCGAGCACGGAGGGCAGGACUCCGUCUACUGGAAGGGCUGGUUCGGGGCCCGAAUGACCAACAGCAGUGUGUGGGUGGAGCCCUGA